Ruditapes philippinarum (Manila clam) is the source of this 1626-nucleotide messenger RNA. RefSeq lists its product as uncharacterized. The record is from RefSeq and is a predicted model, not a curated record. Lineage: Eukaryota; Metazoa; Mollusca; Bivalvia; Venerida; Veneridae. The transcript is spliced from 5 exons. Bases 303 to 1397 code for a protein of 364 amino acids.
GAGAAGAAAGAAGUAACAAAUUUGAGAUUGUUGUAGAUUCAGAAGAAGACGAAAAGCCAAUACAAGAUGGCUCAAUCGAAUCUGAUACAGAACGACUUUCUAGUUUUCAGAGAGGAAAUAAAGUCACACGGUCUUUGGGUAGAUCUUUCAAAAAUUUAGAGUUUUUUAAAUCAACUCAGUCGGUUUCAGAGGGGAAAGGCGGAAGCUUUUUUGGUACGAUUUUCAAUCAAAAGAGUAAAAAAGAUAUUCGUAAAGAGCUGCGAAAGGAAGUUGAGAGCUUAAAUGAAAAACAUGAAAGAAAUAUGUUAGAGUUGGCUCGCUUUCAAACAGAAAAUAAAAGACUGGAAGUUCAUUGUCGACGACUUGCAAUGGAAAACACCGUUCUACAGGAUUAUAAAUCGAGGUUAGAAAGGGAAGUGGAAAAGUUGGAGAACGACAAAAUAUCGCUUAAAAGUUGGAAUGAAGAAAUACUCUCUUCCGUUGGACAGGCGUUGAAAAAUUAUGGCGAAACCUUCGACAAAUUCGAUUUUGACGGUUUUGAUGGUUACCAACACGAAGAGACUGUAAGUUUUGAAAACUUGCAAAUAGGAUCAGGAAACACGCAGAACAUUUUUACAACAGACCUGCAAUUGUUCGGUCAAUAUCAGAAAUAUUUGGAGAACAUAAUGCAGGAAUUGAAACAGACAAAACAGAGUCUACAAAUUUCGAAGACAUUCCAAGAAAAUAUGGGGAAUCAAAUUUUAACACUAGACGGUGUGCUAGAGGAAGUUAAAGGCGCUUUAACAGAUGUUAAAAAUACCAAGAAGCAUGACGUUUCUAUGGAGUUGUUAGAUUACACACUUAGUUGGAUAGAACCAAGAUUGAUGAGCGAAUGUGUUAACGAGUUACAGAACUUGCCAGAAAAAUCAAGCGAUUACUUGUUUGAUGAACUGACAGGCAACGCAAAAAUUGGUGUUUUGCGAAUUUUCAAAAAAUAUGAAAAAAAGAUGAACUUCAGACGAUUUGUUCAGAGACUCGAAAUGGACGAUGCUAUCAACAAUGACAUGUUUUGUGCAGACAUUCCAUUGACCAAAGAUGCUUGUGCAUCUCUGUUAGUAAAGUGGGUCAGAUUGCAGGAAAAUGAUGCUGAUACACUGGUUGAGCGAUUUCCUAGAAUUAAACCAGGUAGAGGUGAAACAAAGCGAGAUAAAGCCAUCUUUCCUUUCCCAAUAGCUUCUUAUAGCACGGAAAGUUUGAACUCUAACGAUGAUCUGGUCCAGAAAAGUGAACAAUUUAGAGAGCGUCUUAUUAGAGACAUGAAAGAUAUAGUGCAACAAGAAAUACAUGGUUUAAAACCCGAGUUAGAAGAAAUUAAAUCAGUGAUGCUUCACGGCAGAAGUGAACCUCAGUUUGUAUAAACUAGAUAAGUUUGUAUAAACAAGAUAGUUACAGAAAACGUAUCCAAAAAGUUGAAGUGGAAUUUAUCACUAAACAGAACAAUUGUUUUAUGUUGGACUUUGUCAUGUUUCAAUUUUUUGCGUUUUGAUUUUCGGAAUAAAAAUGUUUUACAUGUACUUAUCUUUGUAUUUUUAAUAUCUUUAAUGAAAAAAAUAAUAACAUUAUAAUGUGUAAACUUUAUGACACGAC